AUGGCUUAUGGUAAAAUAGUGUGGCAAGGUUUUGGUUGUCGAAAUUCGAUGGGCAAUGAUACUCAGCGAAAUACCAAUCCCGAAUACUUAAAUGGAACAUAUGGUGAUAACAUGGAAAUCGAAGAGAAACGCGAAGGAUGGGACAAUAAAAUGCAAUUUUUUAUGGGAGUUAUUUCAUAUGCUGUCGGCCUUGGAAAUGUUUGGAGAUUUCCAUAUCUUUGUCAAAAAAAUGGUGGUGGAGCAUUUUUGAUUCCUUAUAUUCUAAUGAUGAUAUUCGAAGGAAUGCCUUUAUUCCUCAUCGAAUUAGGAAUUGGCCAAAAAAUGCGUACAGGACCAGUUGGUGUUUGGAAUGCUAUUCAUCCAUAUCUUGGUGGUGUCGGUGUUUCAGCAGCUAUUGUAUCAUAUCUUGUUGCUAUUUAUUAUAACGUUAUAAUUUCGUGGUGUAUCUAUUAUUUAUUCAGUUCAUUUAGAAUGGAAUUGCCGUGGGGAAAGUGCCCAGAGGUGAAUAACACAAUUGUUGAAGAAUGUGAAAUGUCUAGUUCAAAAACUGUUUAUUUCUGGAAUAGAGUGGCAACCGACGCCAGCAAUUCAUUUGAAGAAUCAAAUGGUUUCGUUUAUCAUAUCACAUUUUCACUCAUAUUGGCUUGGUUUAUCAUUUAUCUCUGCGUUAUGCGAGGAAUUAAAAGCAGUGGAAAGGUGAUGUAUCUCACCGCAACUUUCCCUUAUAUUGUCACAACGAUAUUUCUAAUUCGUGCUAUUGCGUUAAAUGGUGCAAUUGAUGGUUUAAAAUAUUUAAUAUCACCAGAUCUAUCUCGAUUGCUGGAUUCCAGCGUUUGGCUUGAAGCUGCUACUCAAAUAUUUUACAGCAUGGGCCUUGGAUUUGGAGGUUUAAUUGCAUUCGCAUCAUAUAAUCCUAUCAAAAAUAAUUGCAAGAAAGAUUGCGUGAAACUCUCGUUUUGCAAUUUAAUAACAUCGUUAUAUACAGCUGUUUUAAUAUUUUGUGUUUUGGGUUAUAUGGGCGAAAAAAAUUAUCAUAGCUGUUUGGAUAAAGAUAUGGCAAUUAUUCUCGAAUUGUAUCCGCGACGAUUUGAUAAUCUCGCUGAGCUUAAACAAAACAUUAGUGUAGAACGAUAUAUAGAAUGGAUGCAUGACAGUUUCCAACAGAGUGAAUUUCCUUUGUUAGCCAAUGUGUCAAAAUAUUGUAAUUAUGAGAAGAUUGUCGCAGAGGCUGCUGAAGGAACUGGUCUCGCUUUUGUGGUUUUUACAGAAGCUAUUUUACAAUUUCCAACGCCACCUAUUUGGUCAAUUUUUUUCUUCCUUAUGCUAUUAAUGCUAGGUCUAGGAUCAAUGUUUGGUACACUUGAAGGUAUUAUUACUUCGUUAAAUGAUAGCAAUUUGGUUGCAAUCAAAAAACCUCUUCUCUCUGCGAUUAUUUGCACAUCGUCAUGCCUUAUUGGUUUAUAUUGGGUUUCGUUAUUCGAUCAAUUUGCUGGUAGUUAUGCGCUUAUGGUUGUUGCAUUUUUCGAAAUCGUUGCUGUUAUUUAUGUAUAUGGCUGCAGGAAAUUUACUCGAGACAUUGAACUUAUGACAGGUGAAAGUGUAUCUUUAUAUUGGACUAUUUCUUGGCGUAUUUUUGCACCAUUAAUUAUGAUUGGAUUAUUCAGUUCUUCAAUAACAUUACAAGUUGCUACGGAAUAUCCAGCUUGGGCUCUUUUUAUCGCAUUAACUAUGGUUAUUUGCACGAUUGCACCAGUGCCUGCCGUUACAUUCGUUCGAGCUAUGAAAUUAUUCAAAUGUGAGCCCGACAUACCAACGAUAUAA
Molecule: messenger RNA, 1821 nt
Organism: Dracunculus medinensis (Guinea worm)
Lineage: Eukaryota; Metazoa; Nematoda; Chromadorea; Rhabditida; Dracunculidae
Source: the annotation of a GenBank genome assembly